Ostreococcus tauri is the source of this 846-nucleotide messenger RNA. Its product is annotated as Methyltransferase type 11. Gene Ontology annotation, molecular function: rRNA (guanine) methyltransferase activity. The record is from RefSeq and is a predicted model, not a curated record. The coding region runs from base 1 to 846 and encodes 281 amino acids. Gene Ontology annotation, biological process: rRNA (guanine-N7)-methylation. The transcript has a single exon. Gene Ontology annotation, cellular component: nucleolus. NCBI's taxonomy places the organism in Eukaryota, Viridiplantae, Chlorophyta, Mamiellophyceae, Mamiellales, Bathycoccaceae.
AUGUCGCGACCGGAGCUCACGGCGCCGGCGGAUGUGUUUUACUCGCACACGGAGGCGAGAAAGUACACGCAGAGCUCGAGAGUGAUUGAGAUUCAGGAGCGCCUGACGGAGCGCGCGGUGGAACUGUUGAAUUUCCCCGAUGAUGGGAGCUGUCGGUUGAUCCUGGACGUCGGGUGCGGGUCGGGGCUGUCGGGAGAUCGAUUGACCGAGCUCGGACAUCAGUGGAUCGGGAUCGACCUGAGCGAGGCGAUGUUGGAGCACGCGCGGGAACGAGAGGUGGAGGGAGACGUGACGCGGAACGACAUGGGACACGGCGUGCCGUUUCGUCCAGGGGUGUUCGAUGGGUGCGUGAGUAUUUCAGCGGUGCAGUGGUUGUGUAACGCCGAUAACAGCGCGCACAUCCCGCAACGAAGGUUGAAGACGUUCUUCACGCAGUUGUACAAGUGCCUCAAGCGCGGCGCGAAGGCGGUGUUGCAGAUUUAUCCCGACGGGCCGAGGCAGGCGGAGAUGAUCACCACGGCGGCGUUGAGGGUUGGGUUCAGUGGGGGGUUAGUCGUCGACUAUCCGAACUCGACGCGGGCGAAGAAGUACUUUUUGGUCCUCGCCGCGGGUCCGCCCGAGUCGCUGCCCAGAGCGAAAGGCGAGGACGACGACGAGGAUGAUUACGAGCGAAGAGGGAUGCGCAUGGACGGGAGAAAGAGCGAUAAGGGCGCCAAGUAUAGGAAAUCGAACAACCACAAGGGUAAGGCGUGGGUGAUGAAGAAGAAGGAGCAGUACAGAAACCGCGGCGUACACGUCGCCAACGAUAGCAAGUUCACCGGACGCAAACGCAAGGACAGGCUCUGA